AUGUUUUCCUCUAAUCAAACAUUUUCUUCCGUCAACUCAUCAUAUGCAUCAUUGCAAAUUGACGAAUGGAAUGCAGUACAACAAAGAUUUAUUAAUCAACUCCCUCUUGUCAUCACUAUUCUUGGUCUUAUUGGAUUUAUUGGCAAUUUCUUUACAUUUCUCCAGCCUGCUCUUCGCAAUAAUUCAUUUUGCAUCUAUACGUUGUUAGCUUCGUUCGUCGAUAUUAUCAAUCUGUUUGUCAACCUGUUUCCACUGUAUCUCAAUCCAUCUGCAGGCAAUCUCACGGCGACCAUCACCAACGGAUUGAUAUGUAAAUUGAAAAUCUUCGGUUUGAUGUUUUUGCCUCAAUUAUCGUUGAAUCUGUUGAUACUAUCUCUCAUUGAUCGGUACGCAUGUACUUUUGGUCCAACAACUCGAUUGUACCAACUACUUCAAUUGAGAACGGUUCCAAGACUGGUUUUAAUCACUGUAAUCAUCACUUGUGUCUUAUCAUUCUUUUCUCCGUUAAUGUAUGAUGUUAUUCCCGGUUUUGGAUGUGUCACAAAAUAUACCAUAGCAAAUCCUAUGAUUUACACCGUUGUCCAUGGCAUCGUAACUCCAACGACAAUGCUAAUCUUUGUAUUUCUCACUUAUCGAAGAUUCGUACAAAGGCGAGGGCGGAUUGGUGUAGUGGUCGUUACAAAUAAGGAUCGUCGUCGAAAUCAGUUCAUCGGAACGGUAUUUACUCAAGUAUUUGUUAGCAGUUUCUUUGUAUGGUUAUGGACUGGAACGUAUUGGUACUUUUUGACAAUACAGAAUAGCAAACGAAGUGCAGAGGAAUGGGCAAUCGUUAACUUUUUGUUGAGUUUAACGAAUAAUCUAUACUACUUGAUUAAUGUGAGAUCAUUUUAUUUAUCAACAUUAACAUCUCGUCUCUUUCGCGAGACAAUGGUUGCAAGUUUUUUGAAGCUAUUACGUCGAAAUUUUCAUUGA
Molecule: messenger RNA, 972 nt
Organism: Adineta ricciae
Lineage: Eukaryota; Metazoa; Rotifera; Eurotatoria; Adinetida; Adinetidae
Source: the annotation of a GenBank genome assembly